Messenger RNA from Cladophialophora yegresii CBS 114405, 408 nucleotides. RefSeq lists its product as uncharacterized. The record is from RefSeq and is a predicted model, not a curated record. Bases 1 to 408 code for a protein of 135 amino acids. NCBI's taxonomy places the organism in Eukaryota, Fungi, Ascomycota, Eurotiomycetes, Chaetothyriales, Herpotrichiellaceae. The transcript has a single exon.
AUGGGCAAGCUCAGAAGUCCCACCACUCCUCCCAGCCGAAGCGCACCCAGGGCCUUUCCACGCAUGGACCCUCCACCGCCCUAUGAGGCAGCAUCCUCGCGGUCGUCCUCCGCGCAUAGCCUUGACCCACUACAAGCACGAGAAUCAACACCCUCCCAGCAACAGAAUACGCAGUCGACGGCCCUAACGCAGUCGCAACCAACGGAACAGCAGCGCGCACCAGAAGCGGACCACCAGGACCGCAAGAGACGGACCGAGGAAGGUUGUAUGACAUUCGGCGAAGGCGCAUCAGGGUGUAUGGUCGUUGGAAAGAACGCAGAAGGUUGUAUGAAUUAUGGCGAUAACACCAGUGGAUGGUACGUCUGUCCCGUCACUAUGCCCGCUCUGUCGACGAGGGUCAGAUCGUAG